Anopheles coustani is the source of this 2624-nucleotide messenger RNA. RefSeq names its product activin receptor type-1 (gene sax). Gene Ontology annotation, molecular function: ATP binding; SMAD binding; metal ion binding. Gene Ontology annotation, biological process: BMP signaling pathway; cellular response to growth factor stimulus; protein phosphorylation. The transcript is spliced from 9 exons. The record is from RefSeq and is a predicted model, not a curated record. Gene Ontology annotation, cellular component: plasma membrane; BMP receptor complex. Bases 47 to 1765 code for a protein of 572 amino acids. NCBI's taxonomy places the organism in Eukaryota, Metazoa, Arthropoda, Insecta, Diptera, Culicidae.
AGGAAACUUCAAAAGUGAUGUAGAUUCCUUCGGAAAAAACGCGAAGAUGGUGUUAACUCGGCUACUUUUAGCAAUUAUUUUAACAUUGCAUAUUUGCGAAGGUAAUCUAGAUGGCAAGUUGCUGGAUGAAAUGGACGACACGGACAUGGAAGUUGAAUCUUCCUUGGGGAACCGACAGGCUCCUGUACAGAAUACUAUAACCAAUCAUCCCAGGUACAAAUGCUACUCAUGCGAACCGCCGGACUGUGCAGACACAACGAUUCACGCCCACCACUGCCAGAAUGCGAUCCAAUGCUGGAAGUCGCGCACCCGCGACCAAAAUGGCAAUGAGAAUCUGCAACGAGGAUGCACCAACGAGCACGACCAGUUGCCUUUGUACUGCAGUCAGAAUCAAAAGUCUAGCACGGGUGGGGGUCCGAAGAAACGUCAUAUCUCGGGCUCGGGAAUGUACAAUAUUGAGUGCUGUACCGGUGAUUACUGCAACAACGGGUCCUUUCCAUCUCUACCACCGAUGAAGGGUAUGCUUGGAACUUGCGCGACCGGUAACCUUUCGGAGGCGGAUCCAAUAGUGAUGAAGAUGGUGGCCGCAAUCCUUCUGCCCUUCUGCACCGUGGUCAUCCUUGCCAUUGCCGUCAUUUACUGCAUGCGUCGCAGACACAAGAAGCGAAUGAAUGCUAGUCGCACUAAGUAUGACCCGGAAACAUACUACACCAAUGACGACGUCCUUCGAGCUACGAGCGCUGGUGAUAGUACACUUCGGGAAUAUCUACAACAUUCUGUAACUUCGGGUUCGGGCAGCGGACUUCCUUUGCUCAUCCAGCGUACGCUAGCGAAGCAGGUCUCCCUGUGCGAGUGUAUCGGUCGCGGUCGAUACGGCGAAGUGUGGCGUGGCAUUUGGCAUGGAGAAAAUGUUGCCGUAAAGAUUUUCUUCAGUCGUGAUGAAGAUUCUUGGAAAAGGGAAACAGAAAUCUACGGCACGGUUCUGCUAAGACACGAAAAUAUUCUUGGAUACGUCGGUUCCGAUAUGACAUCGCGAAAUUCGUGUACCCAGCUGUGGUUGAUUACGCACUACUAUCCACAAGGAUCACUGUUUGAUUACUUGAACAGGGCUGCCAUUACCACGCACCAGAUGAUAACCAUUUGCCUUUCGAUUGCCAACGGGUUGGUGCAUCUUCAUACGGAAAUAUUCGGAACGGAGGGUAAACCAGCUAUCGCUCAUCGUGACCUUAAGACAAAGAAUAUACUAAUUCGUGCCAAUGGAACGUGCGUUAUUGCUGACUUUGGAUUAGCGGUCAUGCACAGCCAGACGACGAAUAAGAUCGAUAUUGGUAACACUGCUCGCGUCGGUACGAAACGAUACAUGGCCCCGGAAGUGCUGGAUGAGAGCAUCAAUAUGGAAUGCUUCGAUGCGCUAAGAAAGGCAGACAUCUACGCAAUCGGGCUUAUCUUCUGGGAAGUCUGUCGUCGUACUAUUUCUUGUGGCAUAGCGGAAGAGUAUAAGGUUCCGUAUUACGACUACGUUUCGUCCGAUCCUAGCUUCGAAGAAAUGCGUAAAGUUGUUUGCGUAGACAACUAUCGACCAUCAGUACAGAACCGAUGGACAUCUGAUCCGUUUCUAACGGGUAUGUCGAAGUUGAUGCGUGAAUGUUGGCACAUGAACCCCAAUGUGAGGUUGCCUGCUCUGCGUAUCAAAAAGACCCUGCUUAAGCUGGCCAGCUCGGAUGAGACGAUCAAAAUAACACCGGAUGGCGAGGUAAUUCUAUGAUGUUCGUCAAUGGCUGUCGACGUAAUGGGCGUAGAAUGUCAUUGUUCUGAACAUUUUUGUAAAUAGUCAGCAUUAAGAAGGGCGCACGUUUAAAGAUUUUCAGAAUAUGGUAGGCAGAGUAGGCAGCUAGCGAUAUAAUAGCGUUGAAAAUUUCGUGUAUGCUCCCCUAGGUAUAGAGAAAGAUUAUUUUACGUUUUCUACUACAGCAUAUUAUAUAAAUAUGUUAUUUGGAUUUCAGUUUAAAUGCAUACGCCAAGCAGACUAUGCCAGUGAAACAAGCAAGCUGGAUCACGUGAGAUUUGAUUUUCUUCUGGCUUUCUAUAUCUCAAGUACCUUGUUUUAUCUGGCAAGAGAAGUAAAUAAUAGAAAGUAUACAAACAAAAUUAUUAUAAGAGCAGUUAUGGCACGUACAUGCGACUUGAAAUCUGGGAAUAAUAGAUCUUACAAAAUAUAGUUCAAUAUUUAUGGUCACGAAAUGAAGACUAAAGAUUUAAAUAGAGACAAAAAAAGAACACAUGCCUUUCGAGCAUGUUUUUGUAUCGAAUCGAAGUUCAUAAACAACACUCCGACAACAGUGUAUGCAUUAGGUUUUCAUUUAUCAUUUUUAUUUUAACUUGCCAAAGUGCCAUUAUCAAAAUAGAAAACAAGUGCUCUUUAUACGUUUGUUUGAGGCGCUUAAAAGAAAGGCGAUUAUUGUAAAUAGCGUGUUCUCAUGUUGGUAAAGUAAUCCAAAACUCUAUAUUUUUAAACCGUGUACGAAAGAAACAACCUAUAAUUUCAAUGCCUGUAACACGAGUACAUUUGUAUGUUGUAUUAAUUUGAUUGCGAAAUGGAACUAUAUUGUAGUUUAUAGUUGAUA